Anarrhichthys ocellatus (wolf-eel) is the source of this 6113-nucleotide messenger RNA. It is a transcript of the gene znrf2b, whose product is annotated as zinc and ring finger 2b. Gene Ontology annotation, molecular function: ubiquitin protein ligase activity. The record is from RefSeq and is a predicted model, not a curated record. Gene Ontology annotation, cellular component: cytoplasm; intracellular membrane-bounded organelle; membrane. The transcript is spliced from 5 exons. Gene Ontology annotation, biological process: protein K48-linked ubiquitination; proteasome-mediated ubiquitin-dependent protein catabolic process. NCBI's taxonomy places the organism in Eukaryota, Metazoa, Chordata, Actinopteri, Perciformes, Anarhichadidae. Bases 499 to 1149 code for a protein of 216 amino acids.
UAAAACGGUUUUGUGCGGGGCUUCCUCCUCCAUCACUUCCUUCCUUUGAGCAAUGCGUUGUGAGGCGGGGAGGUGUGAGGAGCCCGCUUCUUUACUCUGUCAUGCUGCUCAGGAGCCAUGGCGGAGCGGACACUGAGGAGGAACCAGCGGUCGGAGCUCAGCGGGUCCACAGCGGCGGCUCAACCGAGGAGGGAUCAACGUUACCUGCGGCACAGCCACAACUACCGCUGACGGAAUACAAUGGUGACGGCUUCUAAAGUUUUACACACGUCGCUAGCUUUUGUCACAGCUAGCCGGUUUAACUUUUAACUCACUGGCGUUUCCUAAAUAUCGACGGGAUCAUAGCGACGCAGAGUUAGUUCUGGUUUUCUUUACCUCCAGCAACGUUACGUGUACCCUGUAAAGCCAUCUGUCUCAGGCGUAAAUCUGGCGCACUGUCCCGCAGUGGCUCAUAGAGAGCCUCUUUAAUAUUUCAAAGCCGAGUCACUGGAGGUUACCAUGGGGGCAAAGCAGAGCAGCCCGGCCGCUAAUCCAGCUGCCAACGGACGGACCAGAGCAUACUCCGGCUCGGACCUGCCCUCUAGCUCGUCCAGCAACGGCAGUAAUGUCAGCAGGACUACCGCCGGGGGUGUGAGGUACCAUGCGUACAGUGCGUCCGGAUCCUCCGGAGCCUCGUCCAGCACAAGUCAGCACCACGGAGCCAGGGCCAGGUCUGUGGGGGGCUCCGGGACCAGACCCCAGUCCGGUAUUAACAUUCCGAACAGCAGCGGAGCCUACAGCUCCCAGGAGUCCGGCGGCAGCAGCCCGGAGGAGGCGGACAGGGGGCACGAAAGUCCCCGACUGUUGAUCGGAUCGCUACCAGCUCACCUCUCGCCUCAUCUGUUCGGAGGCUUCAAGUGCCCUGUGUGUUCCAAGUUUGUAUCCUCGGAUGAGAUGGAUCUUCACCUGGUCUUGUGUUUAACCAAACCCAGAGUAACGUAUAAUGAGGACGUCCUGACCAAGGAUGCAGGAGAAUGUGCAAUAUGCCUGGAGGAGCUGGUGCAGGGAGACACCAUCGCUCGCCUGCCCUGCCUCUGUAUCUACCAUAAAGGCUGCAUCGAUGAGUGGUUUGAAGUGAACAGAUCGUGUCCAGAGCAUCCAUCAGAUUAAAGCUGCUUUGCACUGGUAUUCCACAAUGUGAGGGAUCUACAAAAGGGAGUGUGGAUCCAGGGAGACUGCAGGACACUGUGAUCUGUUUAACCCCCCACCCCCACCCAUGAUGUAGUGCCACUGUGUGCCAAAUCUCAUUUAAGCAAUCUUCAGGGAUACAGACGUUUGUGUUUAUGUUUAAGUUGCACAUCUACUCUUGGUCUCCUUCUGGACGAAGUGGUCUCCACCUCACGUCCUCUCCGGCCCUGACACUCAGAGCUACACAGGACAUCACGGCGGGGCUCCUCCUCCUGAGCGGCCAUUGGACAGCAGGUGUCAGCUGAUUGUACAUCCGGACGCUGGAGGCGGUGGACAAGGUCCUGGAAAUGGGGGGCCGUUGCUCCCUUCUUCCUUCAGCGUCAGGGUUUACCAGUGCCUUGUUGUUCGGAUGCCCAGCCUCAGCGAGGUAGGACACAGGAGGACCGGCCUUUCAGCAGAGACGGCUGGACGGACUCGCAGGAGCGUCUCGCCACAACUGCUAGUCCAGCAGAAACGAGCCAGAGACUGGAGAGCAGCUCGGACAUUUUCAGAACCGAAGCUGCUGCUGAAAAAAAUGGUGCCAAUCAUCUGUGAAUAUUGUCAAACACACACACACACACUUUAUCAUCAGUGCUUUUUUAAUCACAUACCAUGGAGUAGAGGUCUUCAGGUACCAAAACCUGACCCCAAUCCUGGAAAGGACCCCUGGCUUACCGACCUGAGCCAAAACUAGAGUCCUGCUGCCAACAUGACAAACACAUUUUGGCUCAGAAACAUUAUCUUGUGUGAACUAGACCCUUCUCAUCUCAUAACAUGAUAUGUUUCUUGUUAAUGACAUAUAGGAAUGUGAGGAAAAUUCUGGUUAUACAACGUAUCAUGUUAUAAGGACAAACUGUUCUUGAUUUAAAGAGAUUUGUUGAUUUUGUGUUAUAACAAGAAUGAUUUUUGAUAAAACAAGAUGUUGUUAUGACAUGAAAAGUUUGUUCUUAAAACAAUGUGUAGUGACUAACAUGAAAAAUAUCAUUUUAUAACAUGAAUAGGAUCUCAUAAGAAACAUGUUAUCAACGAGAAAGUGACAUUUCUUAUUUUUACUUUUUAUUUUGUCCAAUUUGCUAUGUUGGUUUUUUGCUUCUCCAUGGAAAUAUGAGAUUCUCUUUUUUUUUUUUCAUUAAGUCUGUGAUAGUCUAUAAUGUAGGCUGUGUAUUAAUUAUAACAUUUGGUCAUACCUCCGUCGAUACAAAUAUGAUGAAACUCAGAGGGAAAAAAUGUGUUCUGAAGUUCACAUUUAUCAUAUCUAUCAUAUCAGUGUCUGAUCUAGAGUUACAAUAAACCAAACACUGUCAUAGAAGUCGAACACAGAGAAAAUGGAGUUAAAAUAGAUGAAUAAAACACAAGAUAUACAAUUUUUUUUGAUUUAAAUAAUAAAUUGAAACUUAAAGAUAGUUUAUGGAGUAUCUGAUCCUAUUUUAAAUCCCAAUUUUUCCAUUUGUUUUUUCAGUUGUAUUAGUGUUUCCCUCUGGAGUUUUUUUGUCCCCGUCUAAUUUCUCUCGUGCACGUGCAUGAGGUCACACAGACAAGGGUGACGACAUACACAGUGCUGUCAAUGAUGUCACUAUUCUACAGGUGGCAGUAAUGUGCCGAGAAAUGCUGCAAUGCACCAGCAGAGGCAGUACACGUGAAUGGUUUCAUCAAAGGAGAAUGUAUUCAUCACAUGUGUUCAAGCUUAAACACAACUUUGGUGAAUGUCAACAUAACUUUAAUUUGUAUACUACAAAACCCAACAGGGCACCUUUUAGUGUAAUCCCACGUUUCCUUGUAAUCUGCUCUGCGUGCUCUAUUUCUAUGAUGGUGUUUGAUGAGUUCUAACUUUGCAUAUGUGACACUGCUUGCUUUGGUCUGUGACAGUCACUGAGUGAGCCUGCAUACUAAGGAGCACAUCAGCUGAAAUGUUUGUGAUUGUUAAAUUUGUGCAUCUAAUUAAUACGGAUAAAGCAAAUGUGAACUUCAAACACUCUUUUUGACGUGUUAUUGACAGAUGACAGUAGAGAGCGCAGUGACUUGGGUGAGCACAUUCAUAGCAACAUUCAAAUGUUGGUCCCCAAGUGACCUUUUGUUUCACUAAAACUCUGUUGAGAACAGGAUGUGGUUGAGGUCAAGCCAGCUGGUGAUAGGUUGACUGAACUACAGCAGACGGGUCGAACCGUGGCAGCUUCCUGCAUUCAUACAGACACAGCACCAAGUAGAGUGGUCCAGGAUCUGAGGGGCACUGGAAUGACUGACCUGACACUGAUCCAGUCUGUUGGUUGGGGUUUCAUGGGUUUAGGAUUGCAUCAGGACCUCUACCACGGAGGAGCUGUAGAGCAUACAGACUUUGAUCCAGUGAAAACCUGUCAAAGUUGAUCUCACUGACGAGCUCAUCAUCCACCAGAGAAUAUGAACUCCUCAGUGAAAUCACUGAGUGUGGGUUCCAAAGCUCGGUUUCCUCCUCUUCUUUCCAUUGCACAGAGCCCAGUGCUCGACCCGACACCAUGAACACUCUUUUAUCUUUUGUACUGGAAAAACAAAUGAGCUGCUUUUAAAAGCAAUCUGUGUAGACAUGAUGAAUGUUUCAUUGAAAGGGUCCGGUUUGGAAUUGCCUAAAUGGCACGAAAAGCAUUUGUUUUCUACGAGACAAGUUUUAAUUUCUUCACACACACUCAACACAAGGUACAUAUUGUGUGUUAGCAAGUUCUAUAACAUUACUGUCAAAAAACAAAAGGUAAGGAGAGAACACUGUUUAGCUCACACUGACAAAAUGGAUCACCAGAAUGUUUUUUUUCUUGCCCCUCAGGGCAAAAUAUACUGAAGUAAAAAGUAAAUCUUGAGAAACUUCAUGGAAAUGAAAUACUAAAUUACUGGAGUAUUCCUUUUUAGGCACCUCCAUUAUUUAUAUGAUAAUACUUACUAAUACUGUUUGAUUUCAUGUUGUGUCAUUCUCUGGUUAUGAAGCCAUGAGGGAUCAGUUUGUGGGUCACUGGAGGAAAACUGAGUGAGCUUUGGGAUCCACACUCAUCAUGUUGUGUUUGUAAAGCUGACAGCCACACAGAGUCUUGUAACUCGCUGUCCCUCCGCUCAGAGGGACACACAGUCAUAGAGUUGUCCUCUGCAGUGUGUGGAGGAGGGAGUGUUCUUCUGUUUGUAGCAAUAUCCUGAACAUUUGGCUCAUACUCUACCUUCAUCUCUUUAAUCUGACUUCUGCAAUCAAUCAUCGAUCAUUUACAUGACUGAUUAAUCAAAGGUUUGACAAUGACUAGUGAAGUCUUUCUGUCUGUGUGAGGACGAGAGCAACAGAUCUAGCCUUAACAGAUGUGAUGACAUUCAAUCAUCAAAUCCUUCAUUGUUGAUUUCUAACAGCAGCUGGCAACAGCACAGUUUCAUUUGUUAUUUUAUAUGGCCUAGGAAGGUUAAUUUAUUGUUUGUGAACCUACUCUCUCGCAAAGCUCAAAACCAGAGAAAUACUUCUCAAACUGGUGAUGUCAUCAAGCUGCUCCGCAACGAAUGGCUGAUUUUGUGUUUUCUUUUUUUAUACCUAAAUGGCUCAUUUGGGUAUAGGAUAUUCCAUCCUAGUGAAAUGUCCCCAUAUACUCAGAACAUAUCUGUGGGUGCUCUGUGUCGUCUAGAACAUCUUUCCUAAUUCAUUAUCUAUGGAGCACUACCACACUAUACUUGAUGACAUCACACAUUUGAGUUUUGGGAUUUCGGAAAGAGAUGUUCAUGUAUGUAAUAUUUGUGGACUGAUGGAUUUUGAAAAUGGGCUUUCCCUUUAAAUGAAACCAUAAUCAGGGGGUGGAGUGUUAAAGAAGCUCACAUUUGGUGCUAUAAGAACACAGGAGGUUAAAAUUCCUUGUCCACUUACUUGCUGUCCAAAGCUUUCAGCCAUAGCCUUCCUAUCAGAUGGACAACUCAACAAUCUCCAUGACAACUGAACUCAACCCACUGACGAAGCUUUGGAAACAACAAGUUGACCUUGUUUUUCUUUUUGUAGUGGCAGAAAGGUCGAGACACUGUCAUUGGUUUAACUGGAGUUCAUACUCUGAGGAACUGAGGAAACAGAUUCAGGAUAAGUCGCACUUUUUUGCGUUUUUCAUAAUUUAUCUCUUACCAGUUCAACAAUCAUCACUUAAGGAAAUGUAACCCGGAAUAUGUGCUGUUCAAUAUGUAACUGACAAAGACAGAAAAUCGUAACAAACAUAAAAUAUGAUUAAAUAUUUAUUUUUUUGAAAAACUAUGUACAAAAAGCAAUGAAAUGUGAAUUAUUUGGAUACCAAUCAUUCUCUUGUAUUUAUUGAAUUUUUAUACCAUAUUUCUUUUAGAGAAAGAAAAGGGGCCCUACUGGGAAAAGUGAGGUGGUGCUCAGGCCUCAACGUGCUCAGGCCUCAAAGCUGUAGCAGCCAGCUGGACUGUGUGAAGUUUUGCCCAUGCUAAUAUGAUUCACAGAUACACUUAGCAUCACUGUAGUAUUAGUGACACACUAUUGCAGCUCCAGUGUAACAUAUACUGUAUAUUAGAUUAGCAGCUCCAGGUCUCUGGUCUUCUGUUCUCUUAUUGCUUUACAGACAACACAGUCUCACCCUUAUACUCAACAACGUAGGUUUGCAUAUGGGCAGUAAGACAUGGAGGACAGAAUUGUCCCCACCAAUAGCUGAGCAAACUAAUUGGCAUCAUCAUCGCAUCGCAUUAUUAUUAUUAUUAUGUGAACUGUUGCCUGCAUCUGAAGGGGAUACCACCAUAUCAGCAGAGCAAUAACAUAAUGCACAGCAGACUAUAGAGCAGAUUAUAUGUUUUGUUAAAAUAUUGUGCUUUAUUAUGAGCUAUUCAAGUUUUUGGGUUUAUAAGUUAAUUUAAAAUGAAUAAAUGUUUCAUUGACAUGAACCGGUGCCACAUGCACAUUAAAAGAGGUUUCACAA